GGCAUAUAUAUAUACACAUUAAAAGUGAUUUUAAGUAGGCGUCCAAUACCUUAAGAUACCUAUACAAGUAGCUCAUCGGGUGUGUAAAUUAGGAGGUAGGUACCUAAGGCAGAUGACCGCCGAGCUCAACUCAAGUGAAGUAAAUUCUUAUGUUGCGUGCCGUCCUGGGAUAUAUAUGUGUGUGCCCACCGGGCCAACAACCUACAUCGCUCUCAGUCUUUCCCACGCUUCCGUUGCCUUGACAUGCAAGAUAACCACCAAUAGGACCCUGCAUAUAGCUAGAUAUGUAAUUGAAGAAAAAAAAACACCAAUCACCCGUGCCUACCUCAGGUUGACAUCCUCCCCUUCCUUCAAAGUUACUGGAAAACUUAGUGAAUGAAAACGAAGAGAGAGAAAAAAACCCUCACAUACAUACACGUCCACGAAGAGAAUCAGCCAUGGGGUCGCAAAGUGAGCCCAAUGGCCCAACGACACGCAAACCCGUUCUAUUCUUCGACAUAGACAACUGUCUUUACCCGAGAAGUGCCAAAGUCUACGACCUGAUGGCGGACAUGAUAGACAAGUACUUCGCGGCGCACCUCGGGCUGCCGGAGCACGAGGCCGUCAAGCUGCACCGGGACUACUACCGGAACUACGGCCUCGCGAUCGAGGGGCUGGUGCGGCACCACCAGAUCGACCCCCUGGAGUACAACGCCAAGGUCGACGACGCCCUGCCCCUCGAGGGCAUCAUCAAGCCCGACCCGCGGCUCCGGCGCCUGCUCGAGGACGUCGACACCGCCAAGGUGAAGCUGUGGCUCUUCACCAACGCCUACGUCACCCACGGCCGCAGGGUCGUCAAGCUCCUCGGCAUCGACGACCUCUUCGACGGCCUGACCUACUGCGACUACGCCCAGACGCCCAUCAUCUGCAAGCCGCACAGGGACAUGUUCGCCAAGGCGAUGCGCGAGGCCGGCGUCGAGCGAGCCGAGGACUGCUACUUUGUCGACGAUUCGUACGCCAACGUGGCCGGCGCGCAGCAGCUCGGCUGGACCGCGGUUCACCUCGUCGAGGAGGGCCUGCCGAUCCCGGAAACCCAAGCGUCGCAGUAUCAGAUCAGGCAUCUGGAGCAGUUACGGGAGAUAUUUCCGCAAUUCUUCAAGACACCGGAUCGAGAGUAGAAGGAGAUCUCACGGGGUGUAGCGCUUAGGAGAUCAGGACUACGGCAUCCCACCGCAUUACUCGAGGCGUUCUGGGGUUUGGCAUAAAGGGGUACUCAGGUGCACUCUUAUCAUGGGGAAAAGAGGAGGGUCAUCGAUACUGUCUAUACGGACUAGGCCUAUGUAUGUAUACCUAGGAAGA
Messenger RNA from Durotheca rogersii, 1338 nucleotides. RefSeq names its product pyrimidine 5-nucleotidase. NCBI's taxonomy places the organism in Eukaryota, Fungi, Ascomycota, Sordariomycetes, Xylariales, Xylariaceae. Gene Ontology annotation, molecular function: nucleotidase activity. Gene Ontology annotation, biological process: pyrimidine nucleobase metabolic process; nucleotide catabolic process. The record is from RefSeq and is a predicted model, not a curated record. The transcript is spliced from 4 exons. Bases 438 to 1157 code for a protein of 239 amino acids.